CAGCGGCCGAUAGACGCCUUCGUGAUUCCUUCAGGGACAGUGGAGGAGGAUGUGCGUCCAGCCAAACUGGGGCCACUGAUCACCCAACCCUAUAGGCCACACCACAGCAUCCCUCUCGAUAAAUAUAUAUUUUUUAUUUUCCGCAGGUGAUGCUUUUGUAAAAGAGGAAUAAAAACCACUCGAGCUCAAAAUGGCAGACAAGGAAAGUGUGGAGAAAUACCUGGAGAACAACCCGCAGUUUGCUAAAGAAUACUUUGAUAAGAAGCUGCGAGCUGAUGCGCUGGCAGCCGCCUUUUCUGCACCUGUUGAUGUCAAAGAUGCCGCUUCCUUCAAGGAUAUUAACACUGUUCAGGAAGCCGCUAUCAUUUUCGAGCUGGUCCAGGAAUUGCGAACUUCGGAACCCAUGGAGAAAGCUCUUCAUAAAGUGUUGCAGAGAGUUUGCAUGAUAAUACAGGCUGACAGGCUCAGUUAUUAUUUAUGCCGGUCAAGAAACGGAACACCUGAGCUCGCCACUGACCUCUUUGAUGUGACUCCAACAUCCACAUAUGAGACAAACCUGGUCAACCCCCAGUCUGAAAUUGUGUUCCCUCUCGAUAUAGGCAUUGUUGGUUACACCGCACACUGCAAAAAGCCCCAAAAUGUCCCGGACGUUACGCAGAAUCAAAAAUUCAGUGACUUUGUGGACAAACAGACUGGGUACAAGACCAAAUGCUUGCUUGCAUAUCCCCUGAUGGCUGAGAAGGAGUGCCUUGGAGUUGUCAUGGCGCUAAACAAAAUAGGAGCUGACCACUUCACCGAUGAGGAUGAGAAGUUGUUCCACAAGUACAUGAACUUUGCCCAGGUUAUCGCCCUGCAGCACCACACAGCCUACAUGUUCAACGUGGAGUCCAGAAGAAGUCAGGUGCUGCUGUGGUCGGCCAGUAAAGUGUUUGAAGAGCUGACAGACAUUGAGAGACAGUUCCACAAAGCACUCUACACCGUAAGGACAUACCUACAAUGUGAGCGGUACUCAGUGGGCCUGCUGGACAUGACCAAAGAGAAGGAAUUCUAUGAUGAGUGGCCGGUGAAACUGGGAGAUGUGGAGCCUUAUAAAGGACCCAAGACCCCGGACGGCAGGGAAGUAAACUUUUACAAGAUCAUCGACUACCUUCUGGAAGCCAAAGAAGAAAUCAAAGUCAUACCUGGUCCACCUGCAGAUCACUGGGCCCUAGUUAGUGGACUACCAACCUAUGUGGCAGAGAAUGGCUUUAUUUGCAACAUGAUGAACGUGGCUGCAGAUGACUACUUCACUUUCCAGAAAGAGGCAGUGGACGAGUCAGGUUUUGUCAUCAAGAACGUCUUGUCGCUGCCCAUCGUCAACAAGAAGGAAGAAAUCGUGGGCAUCGCCACUUUCUUCAACCGGAAAGAUGGCAGGCCUUUUGAUGAGCACGAUGAACAGAUCACUGAGGCCCUGACGCAGUUCCUGGGCUGGUCAGUUCUGAACUGCGACACCUACGACAAGCUGAACCGAAUGGAGCACAGAAAAGACAUCGCCCAGGAGAUGCUCAUGUAUCAGACCAGAUGCACCACAGAUGAGCUGCAGUCCAUUCUGAACACGAAAGAGAAGUUUGAUGCAGAGCCUGAAGACUGUGACCAGAAGGAGAUGUAUAAACUAUUGAGAGCAAAUUGCCCGCCGGCUGACAACAUCAACGGGGAGAACCUGUACCUUUUCUCCUUCAGCGACUUCCCUGUAUCAGAGUUUGACCUCAUCAAGGCUGGCAUUCGCAUGUUUUUUGAGCUCAACGUUGUCGAAAAGUUCAAAGUUCCUGCAGAGACUCUGACCAAGUGGAUGUACACAGUGCGGAAGGGUUACCGUAGCAUCACCUACCACAACUGGAGGCAUGGCUUCAACGUAGGCCACACCAUGUUCUGCCUGCUGCAGACAGGUAAACUGAGGAAGUAUUACUCUGAUCUGGAUGCCUUUGCCAUGGUGGCUGCCGCUUUCUGCCAUGAUAUCGACCACAGAGGGACCAACAACCUCUACCAGACAAAGAGUGCAUCUCCUCUGGCCAAACUUCAUGGUUCUUCCAUUAUGGAGAGGCACCAUUUGGAGUAUAGUAAGACGCUCAUGGCUGAGGAGAGCCUGAACAUCUUCUGCAACCUCCAGAAGCGACAGUUUGAGACCGUGCAGCAUUUGUUUGAUGUCUGUAUCAUUGCCACUGAUCUGGCCCUGUACUUUAAAAAGAGAACCAUGUUCCAAAACAUUGUGAACUCCACAGAGCCAAUGACAGAUGAAAAGGAGGCCACCGCCUUUGUUUCCAACAACCCCAUCAGGAAGGAAAUUGUCAUGGCCAUGAUGAUGACGGGCUGUGACUUGUCAGCCAUCACCAAACCAUGGGAGGUACAGAGCAAGGUGGCUCUGAUGGUAGCAGCUGAAUUCUGGGAGCAGGGAGACUUGGAGAGAAAUGUUCUGGACCAGCAACCCAUUCCCAUGAUGGACAGAAAUUGUGCCGAGCAGCUACCUAAGAUGCAGUGUGGUUUCAUUGACUUUGUCUGCUCGUUUGUGUACAAGGAGUUUUCCAGGUUCCACAAAGAGAUCCAGCCCAUGUUUGAUGGCCUCAACAACAACAGGAGUCACUGGAAUGAACUAGCUGAGGUCUACAAUGCAAAGAUGAAGGCCAUCGAGGAUGAAAAGAAGAAACUGGAGGAGGAGGAGGCCAAGAAAGCUGGCGGCGGAGGUUCUGACGGAGGGAAGUCAAAGACCUGCACCAUCUCCUAAAUUCCUGCAGCUCUUGGAUUUGACCCAUUGCGGUCUGGUUAGGUCUAAUCUAGACUAUGCUUGUCUAAAUCUGGUAUAACCAAGUCACUUCUGGACUAGUCUGGAUCUGGUCUAGUUAGAUCAAGGUUAGACAUGUGUGAUCUGGCCUGGUUCUCUCUGGCUGGGUCCUGUCUGAUCUGGUCCAGUCCAGUUUGGUCUAGUUUACUUUAGUGUAGUUAGGUCUGGCCUGAUCUCGUCUUAUCUAGUCCAGUCUGGAUUAGGUCAGCCUAACCAGCGUCCAAUGAGGGAAGAGUCAGAAACAUCAUCAAGAGGAAUGUUCUCAAUGGGACUGUCACAGCAACAGAAGCCAUUCUUCUUCUUAUGUUUCUUACCACAGACAGCUAUAAACAUUUGAAAAAGAAUGCUGAAUUGAAUGUAUACAUAGACAUCAAACAUUUGACUUCAUUCUGUCAGUGACAGUGUGCGGUUUUAAGUUUUUCUUUUUUUCUUUUUUUUUUUUUUUCCAGGUCUACAGAAAUCAUGCUCAGAUAAAGACAAAUUAACCGUAGCCAAAGCACAUGUCCCAAAUCUUAUGGAUUGAAAUCAAUGUGCACAUGCAAACUCCUCAAUGUAAUAGAUCUCAUAGAAUACGACAUGUAAUGCAUGAAGGGUUUAUACAUGCCAAAACAAUAGUUUGCAGUGUUCCUAUUGGCAGUCAGUUAACACUCAGUACUGUACUGUAUUGCUGUAGAUUGCACAAUGCACUUAGCUGCCACUGUCGUUGUUUGGCAAUGGCAGGCCGUUGAUGGUGGGAGGGAGGGCAAAUCAUGUAACUUUAUACUAAAGGGGAUUGAAGGAAUGGUUUAAAGAUUUUAUUUUAUUUUGUUGUGAUUAACACUUGAGUUGAGAAUUGAGCUCUUUCAACACAAACUCAGUAACAGGGGGCAAAAUGCAAGCUGAUGAGUGGUGCAAAACAUGUUAAUGCUGCGAAAAUACUUGAAGUUUGGCUGCUCUUGUAGCAAGUGAGAGCAGUGUUCAACCAACAAGGGCUGAUGUAUUCUACGUACAACAUAGUCGAGUUGUGUGAGGGUAUUUAUUUAAAUAUGCAACAUAUCUGUAUAAGUAUAUAUAUAUUUUUUGGAAUCUUUGUCUGAGAAUUUAUUUUCUACUUUGUCUUUAUGGAUGGGACAUUUUAGACUGGCUUUGAGAGAAGGUGUUCCAAAUCUGUGAACAAAUACAUACUAAAAUCCCAUUCAAGCAUCAGGUAUAUGUGCUAUUUAUUUUAAGUUUUGCUGAACACAUAAGCUGUUUGUAUUAUCAUCUAUUGUUUUUUUGUCCAAUGGAAAAAUAACACUUUCUAAUGUGAAUAUUAAUGUUUAGGCGACUACUCCCAUAUGAUUCAUGUUUCCACAUGAAUAUUGUUCAUUACAUAGUAAUUGUAAAAUGUGAAUUAUAGACACAAAUUUCUGAAUAGCUGAAAGACAAAAUUGAAUUGAAUGAAGUAUAAACAACCUUGAUUUAUUGUAAGGAGACACGUCUCGCAGUCCGUCAGACAGAGUACAGUAGAUCUGCCUGUCCUUUAAGAAGAUUUGAUGGGAUUUGAUUUGAUUGUCAGCCAGCUUUUGAGAUCCACACAGCUUUAGACUUUAAAUACCCUUCUUACAGAGAAGAGCAGGCUACCAAAGCCUUAUCGUAUCUAUGAGGGGAUGACUCUUGUGUUUGUUCUGUUGCAACAAAGUCUUGCCGAAAGUGUGGCAUCAUGUGACGCAGUACAGGCCAAAGUUCUAGGCCUCAAUAUUUGAUCAUGGACGUUUGUUUGUGGACCAAUGAAUGGGUGAAUGUCCCCUCACUUUCUACACAUGUAAACCUGAAUUAUACUCAAACUUGAUCUGCUCUGUCAUUUGAGGUGACAGUGUCGCCCCCGUCCGAGGUUCCUGAAACAGUUUUAGCAGCAUCCGUCCCAGGUUGAGCAUUAAAGCAGGCCAGACAAACUGUGUCUCUUAGCUUCCUGUUAUGCAAUGUGUCACCUCCUUUAAUCAAUGGCACAUCAAUCAAAGAGCCUAAUCCUCUCAGAACAGCUUUGAGACAACCUGGAAAACUCCUUUCUAAGAACUGCUCCUUGAGGGCAAGCGAGAAAGAGCUGUCACUGGAGCCAGAACUGCAAAAACUUUCAGUGGUCCAACACCUGUUGCGAAUGGCAUAGUUGUCCUAUUUUGUAUAACAUUACUGGAUUGUAA
This is a messenger RNA of Myripristis murdjan (pinecone soldierfish), 4974 nucleotides long. RefSeq names its product phosphodiesterase 6C, cGMP-specific, cone, alpha prime (gene pde6c). Gene Ontology annotation, biological process: signal transduction. NCBI's taxonomy places the organism in Eukaryota, Metazoa, Chordata, Actinopteri, Holocentriformes, Holocentridae. The record is from RefSeq and is a predicted model, not a curated record. The coding region runs from base 191 to 2758 and encodes 855 amino acids. Gene Ontology annotation, molecular function: 3',5'-cyclic-nucleotide phosphodiesterase activity; protein binding. The transcript is spliced from 22 exons.